CACCAGCAGCACUUUUCACCAUGGCAACCAACAGGGAACACCAAUUGCGUCACAUGACUGGCUUCCCCCGCGCUAUGUAUCCAUUCACCUUUAACUCGAUGCGGAGCCACUCCCCCUUUGACCUGUUGGCCAGCAGCAACCUCUUUGGUCGGUUUGGAGCAGACCUUCCUAAAGAGAUGGCUGCACUAUCGGUCGAGACCCAGAGCACCAGCUCAGAGGAGAUGGUGCCCAGCUCUCCAUCUCCUCCACCUCCUCCUCGUGUCUACAAGCCAUGCUUUGUGUGCCAGGACAAGUCAUCUGGCUAUCACUAUGGAGUGAGCUCCUGCGAGGGCUGCAAGGGAUUUUUCCGGCGCAGUAUCCAAAAGAACAUGGUGUACACCUGCCACAGAGACAAGAACUGUCAAAUCAACAAAGUGACCCGUAACCGCUGUCAGUACUGUAGGCUGCAGAAGUGCUUUGAGGUUGGCAUGUCAAAAGAAGCGGUGCGUAAUGACAGGAACAAAAAGAAGAAGGAUGUGAAGGAGGAGGUGGUGCUGCCAGAGAACUACGAGCUGAGUGGAGAACUGGAGGAGCUGGUGAACAAAGUCAGCAAAGCACACCAAGAGACUUUUCCAUCUCUGUGCCAACUGGGCAAAUACACCACAAAUUCAAGUGCUGACCACAGAGUACAGCUGGACUUGGGCCUGUGGGAUAAGUUCAGUGAGCUCUCCACUAAGUGCAUUAUAAAGAUUGUGGAGUUUGCCAAGCGGCUACCAGGCUUCACUACGCUCACCAUCGCUGACCAGAUCACCCUCCUCAAAUCUGCAUGUCUGGACAUCCUGAUGCUGAGGAUAUGCACUCGCUACACCCCAGAACAGGACACAAUGACCUUCUCAGACGGCUUGACUCUCAACAGAACCCAGAUGCAUAAUGCUGGCUUUGGCCCACUCACAGACCUGGUGUUUGCCUUUGCUGGUCAGCUGCUGCCUUUGGAGAUGGACGACACAGAAACAGGCCUCCUCAGUGCCAUCUGCCUCAUCUGCGGAGAUCGUAUGGAUCUGGAAGAGCCCCAGAAGGUGGACAAGCUGCAGGAGCCUCUGCUAGAGGCUCUGAAGAUUUACACCCGCCGCCGCCGCCCAAACAAGCCUCAUAUGUUUCCCCGCAUGCUGAUGAAAGUUACAGACCUUAGAGGAAUCAGCACCAAAGGUGCAGAAAGAGCCAUCACACUAAAGACUGAGAUCCCCGGUCCAAUGCCUCCACUGAUCAGGGAGAUGCUUGAAAACCCAGAGGCCUUUGAGGACAGCAGUGACUCAGGGGACAGCGCUGCCGCCACCACCGAAACCAAAGCCACCGCCACCGCUCCCCCAGCCGUUCAGGCCAUCAAGCAAGAGGAGAAAUCCACGUAUGAGUCUGAGACUGUCGAGGAGGAAGAGGAGGAGGAGGACGACGACUACUGGGAUGAGGAGAAAGAGCGAGGGGCGGACAGUGACGGGGAGGUCUGUGGGGAGGCGGCAGCAUCAGCAGCCGCGCCAAAGAUAGGUGUGACUGGAAAAACACAGUGA
Messenger RNA from Scomber japonicus (chub mackerel), 1541 nucleotides. Its product is annotated as retinoic acid receptor gamma-A-like. NCBI's taxonomy places the organism in Eukaryota, Metazoa, Chordata, Actinopteri, Scombriformes, Scombridae. Gene Ontology annotation, molecular function: zinc ion binding; RNA polymerase II cis-regulatory region sequence-specific DNA binding; nuclear glucocorticoid receptor binding. Gene Ontology annotation, cellular component: nucleus; transcription regulator complex. Gene Ontology annotation, biological process: retinoic acid receptor signaling pathway; cellular response to corticotropin-releasing hormone stimulus; regulation of transcription by RNA polymerase II. Bases 21 to 1541 code for a protein of 506 amino acids. The transcript is spliced from 8 exons. The record is from RefSeq and is a predicted model, not a curated record.